CAUUUUCAAAGACGAGAGUGAGGCAGUGAAGAGCUCAUUAUCUAUAUGGUUUUUGGCAGUUCUCGAGUCACCAACUCACCGUUCGAGAUGAACUACACCAGCUGCUGACAUCAUCAUCAUCGAGAUUUCGCACUCCAACACGAAGGUUUCAAUCAUCGAUUCAACGGAAGGGAGCAAGAAUGGCUACUCUGUCAUCGCCUCCUCCCAAUCCCGCCGACGAUAAACCCCAAAAUCAAGAUAUUUUACAACCAAAAUAUGAUGUUCAGCAAAACUCAAGUACAGAGGACGCCCAACAGAAUUCCACAGCAUCUAUGUUUGUGAACUCAGAACCAAUGCGGGAAGAGCAAGUGCAGAAUGCUGUAAAAUUUCUUUCUCAUCCAAAGGUUAGGGGUUCUCCUGUUAUAUAUAGGCGAUCGUUUCUUGAGAAGAAGGGCCUUACAAAGGAGGAGAUAGAUGAAGCUUUUCGACGUGUUCCUGAUCCACCUCCUAGUGCUCAAGCAACUAGUACAAACCAAGAUGGACAGGUCAAGCCAAUUUCAAACGUUCAACCACAAGCCCCAAUACAAACUCUGCAGCCUGCAGCAGCUGCACCUACUCGUAUAAUUUCCUCAGUGGGGACCUUAGCACAGUCUCGGUUUCACUGGUAUCAUGCUAUUCUUGCCGUUGGCGUCUUGGCGAUUUCAGGAGCUGGAACAGCCGUCUUAAUUAAGAAUGCUCUGGUCCCCAGGUUGAAAUCUUGGAUACGUAAGGUUGUCUUGGAGGAAGAUGAUGAUCCUGUGAAAAAAUUAAAUGCAAAACCAAGUUUGGCAGAAGAAACAGCUGUGGCGGCAAAAGCUGCUGCAGCUGCAGCAGCUGAUGUGGCAAAGGCAAGCCAGGAAAUGUUAAGUUCCAAAAAUGAAGAGAAGAGAUACUUUGAGGAAUUUAUGAAUCUUUUAGAUGUGCAAGUAAAGGAAAUGAAGUCUAUGAGUGUUGCCGUACGGAAAUUGGAAGAACAAGCAAAUAAUCCUGGAAAUGCAUCUAUCUUUGAUCAAGAAGAUCAUAGAGCUGUCUCAACCAUGAGUUCAAAGCAAUCAUAUGCGAAUGGCAAGGCAGAUUUUAACUCACGCUCAGUCGGAUCUUCCUUCCCACCUGCAUCUACAGAACCCUCUGUCGCACCUCACCCAAAAUCAUACAUGGAGAUCAUGGCAAUGAUCCAGAGAGGGGAGAAGCCACCUAAUAUUAGAGACAUAAAUGAUCAACCUCCAAAUCCUAACCAGCAAAUCCCUAAUCCACGCAUAGCACCUAGAACUAAGCCUUGGGAUGUUGGUCAGGCCCAAAAUAGCUCCAACCAAGUACUUCAAUCUCAAGUGAGUGCAGAAGGCUUGAAUUCGAAUUUACAAUACAAUGGGCUGAGCUAUCAGUUGGAUGGUGAGAGCUCAGUGCCCUGGAGGCAGCAAAAGAGUGCCAGAAUCACUGAGAUUGAAAACGAAGAUGAACUCAAGGCUGGACCUUAUGGUGCACGAACUAACGAGCAACGAGUCCAGCGUUCAUGGGUUCCUCCCCAGCCACCCCCCAUUGUCAUGCCUGAAGCAGCUGAAGCAAUCCGACGGCCAAAAUCAGCUGUCCAGAACGAACAAUCAGCAGAUGAUCAGUCUGCAUCCCGUCCUGACGAUGCAGCUGAUGAGUUGCAAAGAGUGACAAAAAUAUCUGAAUCCGGAGGUGUUCUGAAGAUCAAUGGGGAGGGGUCUGGAUUGAAUUCAACUGAGAUACAAGUAGAAUAGAAGGUGAAACCUUCAUGAAGUGGGAUUGAAUUUUCCUGAUCUGCUCGAGGUAAGUUGUCUGAUAGACAUUUGUAGCAAUGACAUUCACUAUCCAUCUCGUGGAUCGACAUAAAACAAAUAAAUUGAGUAUUUAUCUACUCUGGAAACUUCUAUCUAUGGUAGUACCAUGGGUAUGUUGUUUCAUUUCAAGAGCGAGUAAUGUUUGAAAUAGACACUGAAAGCUUAUUGUUGCGACUUUUGCUUUCUAAACCUGUAGGCCAUUCUAUGCAAGCCUUCUAUGUUGAAGUAUCAUGUCAAAUUAUUUCCUUAA
This is a messenger RNA of Tripterygium wilfordii, 2070 nucleotides long. RefSeq names its product peroxisomal membrane protein PEX14-like. Gene Ontology annotation, cellular component: peroxisomal membrane; peroxisomal importomer complex. Lineage: Eukaryota; Viridiplantae; Streptophyta; Magnoliopsida; Celastrales; Celastraceae. The record is from RefSeq and is a predicted model, not a curated record. Gene Ontology annotation, biological process: protein import into peroxisome matrix, docking. Gene Ontology annotation, molecular function: signaling receptor binding. The transcript has 13 exons. The coding region runs from base 180 to 1760 and encodes 526 amino acids.